This is a messenger RNA of Gossypium raimondii (Peruvian cotton), 3083 nucleotides long. RefSeq names its product SEC1 family transport protein SLY1-like. Gene Ontology annotation, molecular function: syntaxin binding. Gene Ontology annotation, biological process: intracellular protein transport; endoplasmic reticulum to Golgi vesicle-mediated transport. Gene Ontology annotation, cellular component: Golgi membrane; cytosol. Bases 794 to 2470 code for a protein of 558 amino acids. The record is from RefSeq and is a predicted model, not a curated record. NCBI's taxonomy places the organism in Eukaryota, Viridiplantae, Streptophyta, Magnoliopsida, Malvales, Malvaceae. The transcript is spliced from 2 exons.
AAAUCAUUUAAAGUGGCACAACUUACCAGACUAACAAUCACAUUCCACUGAGGAAGCAUAAAGGGAUACUGGAUUGAAUUUCCUAGCACCUGCUCCUCUAAAGCGAUGAAGUUGGGAUCAGAGGUAAGGGUAGUUCUUUCACACAAGUGACCUAAGAAUGCUUGUAGUAACAACUGAUGGUUCCCUAACAUGCUUUGUUAUUGAUGUUUGUGUCGAAACAGUGCUACUUUUUGGAUUAGAAAUUUUACUCACAGUCAUGGCUACUAGUAGCGAAAGGUCCUGCACCCCUUCUUCCAAACUUCAUACCUCUAUGACUGUAAAACAAGCAGUGCAUAAACUUGGGUUAUAUCGCAAGAAUGUUUCUUUCAUUACUAAAGACAAGAGUAAGCUUCAUACGAUUUCAAUUAACCCUUGGGCACUUUCCCUUUAAUAUUUCUAUUAAACUAAACAUCACUUCUACUUAAUCUAAAUCAAUUUUCACUUAUAUUUCAAUCGCAUAAACAUUUAACUUAUUAUCAACCGACAGAUCUUGUAAAAAAUAUACCAAUGAAGCAUGACAAUCAAAGUGAGUCAACGAUUAAUCAAUUCAAAUUUUUAAAAAGAAAUUAUAAACAUUUCAUUUCUAAAAUGUUAUAAAAAAAACAAACAAAAUAAUUAAUCAAUGUAUCAAUGAUAAAUUAUAGAUGGAUCAACUCCAAUCCACAUGAAUGUCAUAUUGACAAAAUAAGAUAUCACCAAAUGGAUGCAACAAAAUUGAGACUUGUACUCAAAGAGCUCAGUUUUCCAGUCUCCUAUGGCUCUCAAUCUUCGCCAGAAACAAACAGAAUGUAUAAUCCGAAUGCUUAAUCUGAAUCAACCUGUGAAUUCCACUGGAACUGCUAAUGAUGAGGUUUACAAGAUUUUGAUUUAUGACAAAUUUUGUCAGAAUAUACUGUCCCCUUUGAUACAUGUCAAGGAUCUUCGAAAACACGGUGUUACACUAUACUUCCUUAUUGACAAAGAUCGAAAACCUGUCCAUGAUGUACCAGCUGUCUACUUUGUUCAGCCUAAUCAAUCUAAUAUCCAGAGAAUCGUAGCCGAUGCUUCGCGUUCUCUCUAUGAUAGUUUCCAUUUGAAUUUCUCUGCGUCUAUACCAAGGCCGCUUUUGGAGGAUCUGGCUUCUGGGACUUUGAAUUCAGAUUCAAUCCAUAAGAUUUCGAAGGUUCAUGAUCAGUAUUUGGAAUUCGUGUCAUUGGAGGAUAAUUUGUUCUCAUUGUCCCAGAAGUCUACGUAUGUGCAAUUGAAUGAUCCAUCAGCAGGGGAUAAAGAGAUCGAGGAUAUUAUAGAGAGGAUUGUUAGUGGAUUAUUUUGUGUUUUGGCUACACUGGCUGUGGUUCCCAUAAUAAGAUACCCGCGCAGUGGACCGGCAGAGAUGGUUGCUUUGGCAUUGGAUCAGAAGUUGAGGGAUCAUUUGUUGUCAAAGAACAAUUUGUUUUCUGAAAGUGGGAGUUUUGCGAGCUCAUUUCAGCGUCCGAUUUUGUGUAUGUUUGAUAGGAACUUCGAGUUGUCGGCUGCCAUACAACAUGAUUUUAGGUACUGCCCACUUGUACAUGAUAUUCUUAGAUUGAAGCUUAAUAGGUUGAGUGUGCCAGGAGAGAAAGGUAGAAUGAAAUCAUACGAGCUGGAUAGGUCAGACCCAUUUUGGAUGGCGAAUGGAUCAUUGGAAUUCCCUGAAGUUGCUGUUGAGAUUGAAACCCAGUUGAACACAUAUAAGAAAGAUGUUGAUGAGGUGAAUAGAACUGGUGGGACUGCAGGAGCAGAGUUUGACGGGACAGACUUGAUUGGGAACACGAAGCACUUAAUGAAAGCAGUGAACUCCCUGCCUGAACUGACCGAACGGAAGCAGGUCAUUGAUAAACACACAAACAUUGCAACAGUGCUCUUGGGUGAAAUAAAGGAGAGAUCUCUUGACUCUUAUGUAAAGAAGGAGAAUGAUAUGAUGCUGAGAGGUGGCAUUUACCGAAAUGAGUUGCUGGCUGUACUUAAGGGAAAAGGUACCAAGAUGGAUAAGCUGCGUUUUGCUAUAAUGUAUAUUAUCUCUUCCGAAACCAUUAAUCCAGCAGAAGCAGAAGCAGUGGAAGCAGCAAUAGUAGAAUCUGAGGUUAAUACAAGUGCAUUUCAGUAUGUAAAGAAGAUCAAGACAUUGAAUGUUUCAUUGGCGUCUGCAAAUUCUGCUAGUAGAAAUAACAUUGUUGAUUGGGCUGAGAAGCUCUAUGGCCAGUCAAUUAGUGCUGUCACGGCAGGUGUGAAGAACCUAUUAUCUAGUGAUAGACAGUUGGCUUUGACCAGGACUGUGGAAGCAUUGAUGGAGGGGAAACCAAACCCUGAAAUUGAUUCUUACCUUGUAUUUGAUCCUCGUGCCCCUAAAUCGAGCUCUGGAACUAGUAGUAGCCAUCUGAAAGGACCCUUUAAAAAGCUAUUGUGUUCAUGAUUGGUGGUGGAAGUUUAGGGGAGUAUGGCAGCUUGUAAGACCUUGUCCAGCAUCAGCAACCUGUCAAGCAUAUUAUAUAUGGAACAACAGAAAUUUUAACCGGAAUGGAGUUUGUUGAGCAACUCUCACUGUUGGGGCAGAAGAUGGGAUUGGGCAAUUCUGUUGCUACUUCUUCAGCAAGCCAUUAAUGCAGCCUGUUGUUUAAUUUGCAGAGCCUACAAUUCGCUGGUCAAGUGCAUAAAGAAGGCAGCAUCAUGCAAAAUGGGGAUAACAUGCCAUGUUACCAAGUAAACGCAGAUCCGAAGGUGAUUAUCUGAGCAUCCAUGCCUUAAUUUUCAGAGCCUACAAUUCGCUGGUCAAGUGCAUAAAGAAGGCAGCAUCAUGCAAAAUGGAGAUAACAUGCCAUGUUACCAAGUAAACGCAGAUCCGAAGGUGAUUAUCUGAGCACCCAUGCCUUAUUUUUUCUUGCUGGUUUCAAUCGUGAUUUGAACCUUCAACUAACUAGAAGAACAUAUAUUUUUGUUCCAUUACAGUGAGUUUAACAUGAUUCAUUUGUGUAAUUUUGUAAUUGUAUUCUUGGAAAAAUGUCAGGAACUACGUAUUGUGCGUUUAA